CCAACAUACCAGAGAAUGCAGAAAGCAGUUCUGCAUGGAGUUACAGGAGAUCUUAAAGAAACAGACCUCAAGAAACUCGGGUUUGAGGAGAGGCAAGGUUUACUGGAUAUGUUUCUGAAGAGUGGUGAUACCAACGAAGAAUUUCUGCAGAAGCUCAAGAACAGGAUAGACAGGGUUUGUCUCAAAUUACCUACAAUUGAGGUUCGAUUCCAGAAUCUCAAUGUUGAGGCAGAAGCUUAUGUGGGUGAUAGAGCUUUACCGACAGUAUUCAAUUCCUUUGUCAACUGGCUAGAGGAUGUAGGAAAUUAUCUUCAUCUCCUUCCAAGUCAUAAGAGAAGGUUUUCUGUUCUUCGUAACGUCAGUGGUAUUUUAGGACCUGGAAGAAUGACCUUGCUGCUGGGACCACCUGGCUCAGGCAAAACCACCUUACUCAAAGCUUUGAUGGGAAAGCUAGAUCCGGAACUGAACUUUUCAGGAGAAGUUACAUACAACGGGCACAAAAUGCACGAGUUCGUGCCAGAAAGGACAGCUGCUUACAUUAGCCAGUACGACAUCCACACCCAGAUGACUGUUAGAGAAACAUUGGCCUUCUCUGCAAAAUGUCAAGGAGUUGGUUCUAGCUACGAUAUGCUUACAGAACUUCUAAGAAGGGAGAAGUUAUUGAAAAUUAAGCCAGAUCCUUAUAUCGAUGCUCUGAUGAAGGCAUCAGUUUUGAAGGAACACAAGGAAGAUACGGUUACUGAUUAUGUUCUUAGGAUUUUAGGACUUGAAGUUUGUGCUGAUACUAUGGUAGGAGAUGCAAUGAUAAGGGGCAUUUCUGGAGGACAAAAGAAACGUGUUACUACUGGGGAAAUGCUGGUUGGUCCUGUGAAUGUGCUUUUCAUGGACAAUAUAUCAACUGGUCUCGACAGUUCGACCACCUUUCAGAUAGUAAAUUCUAUCAGGCAAUCCAUUAACAUAUUUAGCAAGACUGCUCUCAUCUCCCUUCUCCAGCCACCUCCAGAAACUUAUGAGCUCUUUGAUGACGUUUUACUCCUUGCGGAAGGACAAAUUGUGUACCAUGGCCCACGUGAAUGCAUUCUCGAAUUUUUUGAAUCUAUGGGCUUCAAAUGUCCUGACAGGAAAGGCGUUGCUGACUAUCUACAGGAAGUGACUUCAAGAAAGGAUCAGAGGCAGUACUGGGUCAAAGAAGAAUCGCUUUAUCGUUAUAUUCCAGUUGCUGAGUUUGUUGAGGCCUUCAAGUCAUUUCAUGUGGGAAGAGCUAAUGAAGAGGAGCUGAGGAUCCCAUUUGAUAGGUCAAAGAAUCAUGCUGCAGCUUUGACGAAAUCUAAGUAUGGUGCUAGCAAGAGGGAACUAUUGAAAGCCUGCCUGUCGAGGGAAGCAACUCUAAUGAAGAGGGAUGCCAAAUUACACAUAUUAAAGAUAGUUCAACUUUGGAUCUGUUCAAUCAUUCUGGCAAUGGUAUUUGGACAAGCUAGAAAGCAGCAUCAUUCAGUGGAAGAUGGAGCGGUGCAGCUUGGUGCACUCUAUUUCUUGAUCCACUUGCUAUUAUUCGCUGGAUUUUUCGAGCUUCCAAACACGAUUGAUAAGCUUCCUGUGUUCUACAAGCAAAGGGAUCUCCAUUUUUAUCCUUCAUGGGCAUUCUCAUUGCCGUCAUCCAUCCUCUGUUUGCCUUUAUCCUUCAUAGAAGUCGCUCUUGUGGUUUGCACAACUUAUUUUGUAAUAGGUUUUGAUCGUAGUGUCACAAGGUUGCUAAAGCAAUACUUGGCACUUGUGUUAAGUGGACAAAUGUCAUACACACUUUUUCGAUGCACAGCCACGCUGAGCCGGGACCAUAUCAUUGCAAACACUGCUGGAAGCUUCGUAAUAAUUUGGGUUCUAACAUUUGGUGGGUUUGUCUUAUCAAAAGCAAGAAUGAAGAAGUGGCUGAUAUGGGGCUUCUGGACAUCUCUAAUGUACACGCAAGCCGCCAUCUCAGUAAAUGAAUUUCUUGGUGAAUCUUGGAGUCAUGUCCUCGAAGGAACACAAGAGACUCUGGGAAUAGCUCUAUUGAGAUUACGAGGCUUGUUCACGGAUCCAAGUUGGUAUUGGAUCAGCCUUGGUGCAUCGAUUGGCUUCAUCGUUCUGUUAAAUGUUGUCAGCACUCUCGCACUUUCUUAUCUCAAUCCACACUGAACUUUUGCUGCAGAGUAUGGGAAAUCACAAACCAUUUUUAUGACAGAAGAAGUCUUGAACGAAAAACACAAGACUAGAGAAGAUGGAGGAGGCAGAAAAAGAACGUUUCUCCCGUUUACUCCGUUGUCCAUGACCUUUGAGAAUGUCACAUAUUCUGUUGAUAUGCCAGAGGUACUCAUGCUUUUGUAUUCUCAGCAGAAUCGGUUAAUGCUUCUGAAUGGAGUUAGUGGAGCUUUCAGACCAGGAGUUCUGACGGCACUCAUGGGAGUUAGUGGUGCUGGAAAGACUACAUUACUCGAUGUAUUGGCUGGAAGGAAGACCGGUGGAUACAUAGAAGGAAACAUCACCAUAUCGGGUCACCAAAAGGAGCAGGAAACUUUCGCUCGGAUCUCCGGGUACUGCGAACAGGAAGACAUACAUUCUCCUUUUGUUACUGUGUACGAGUCCCUUCUCUAUUCAGCAUGGCUCCGAUUGCCUCAAGAGACUGACUCAAAGACACGAGAGCUUUUCAUAGAGGAGGUGAUGGACUUAAUUGAGCUGAUGCCUCUAAGAAAUGCUCUCGUCGGAGUUUCGAAUCUUAAUGGACUUUCGGUGGAGCAACGGAAAAGGUUAACCAUUGCGGUUGAGCUUGUUGCCAACCCAUCGAUAAUUUUCAUGGAUGAGCCAACUUCAGGCCUUGAUGCCCGAGCAGCUGCCAUUGUGAUGAGAACCAUAAGAAGCACCGUUGAUACAGGAAGGACAGUAGUGUGCACAAUUCAUCAACCAAGUCUUGACAUAUUUGAAUCCUUUGAUGAGUUGAUCCUAUUGACCCGGGGUGGAAGAGAAAUAUACACAGGUCCUUUGGGACCGCAAUGUCGUACACUGAUAACCUAUUUCGAGAGCAUACCUGGAGUUGUAAGAAUAGGAGACGAUACUAAUCCUGCAAACUGGGUGAUGGAAGUCACUGCAAGGGCACAAGAAGAGAUCUUGGGUGUAAGUUUUGCAGAUGAGUACAAGAGAUCAGAACUUUAUAGGAGAAAUGAAGCUUUAAUUGGGGAAUUGAGUGUGCCUUCUCUCUAUUCACAUCCCCUUAGUUUUCCCUCAAAGUACUCACAAUCCUUCCUAUGUCAGUUCAAAGCUUGCUUAUGGAAACAGCACAAAUCCUACUGGCGGAAUGUGCCGUAUACAGCAGCACGGUUUUUUUUCACCGUGUCAGCGGCCUUGGUAUUUGGCUUUCUAUUCUGGGAUUUCGGAUCCAAAAGGAGCUCAAAAGAGGAUAUAUUUAACGGAGUGGGAGCUAUGUUCUCUACACUCAUGUUUGUAGGAACACAAAGUGUUUCUCUGGCGCGUCCAGUAAUAGUGACUGAAAGACUUGUGUACUAUCGAGAGCAUGCGGCUGGAAUGUACUCUUCUUUUCCUUAUGCGAUGGCACAGGUUGCAAUUGAGAUUCCAUAUACAAUAGUUCAGGCUGUUAUUUAUGGGACCAUAAUAUUCGCGAUGAUGGGAUAUGAAUGGACAGCUACGAGGUUCUUUUUAAACCUGUUCUUCUCGUUCAUCUCCAUCUUGUACUUUGUGUACUUUGGGAUGAUGAUCAUAGCAGUUAGUCCUAACCAAGUGAUCGCCGCGGUAUCCUCUGGCAUGCUCUACUCAGUAUGGACUCUCUUCUCAGGCAUGGUGAUUCCCAGGACGAGAAUUUCUGUGUGGUUGAGGUGGUAUGCAUGGAUAUGCCCGGUCUCUUGGAGUAUGUACGGCAUGGUCACUGCACAAUAUGGUGAUAUGCAUAACAAGUUUGACUCGGAGACGGUUGCGGAGUAUCUUAGGGAUUAUUUCGGCUUCAGAUACGACUUCUUGUGGGUGGUAUCAGUCGUAUUGAUUGGAUUUGUACUGCUCUUUCUUAGUGUAUAUGUCUAUGCUAUGAAGGCUUUGAACUUUCAGAAGAGAUAG
Molecule: messenger RNA, 4098 nt
Organism: Eucalyptus grandis
Lineage: Eukaryota; Viridiplantae; Streptophyta; Magnoliopsida; Myrtales; Myrtaceae
Product: ABC transporter G family member 38-like
Cellular component (GO): membrane
Molecular function (GO): ATP binding; ABC-type transporter activity; ATP hydrolysis activity
Source: RefSeq, a predicted model, not a curated record